AUGGCGUCUGCCUUGGACGAUGAUGAGAUAUCCAGUGAUGACUACUAUUCCCUUCUAAAUGUUCGGCGAGAUGCAACACAAGACCAAUUGAAGGCAGCGUACCGGCGAUUAUGUAUGUUAUACCACCCAGACAAGCAUCGAGAUCCAGAACUAAAGCGACAAGCAGAGCAGCUUUUCAACCUUGUACAUGAAGCUUACGAAGUGCUCAGCGAUCCACAGGCACGGGCAAUCUAUGAUAUUUAUGGCAAGCGCGGACUUGAUGUGGAUGGAUGGGAGGUGGUGGAGAGAAAAAGAACUCCUGCAGAGAUUCGAGAGGAGUACGAGCGUCUUCAGAAGGAGCGAGAGGAAAGGAGACUGCAGCAAAGGACCAACCCUAAGGGCACAAUUAGUGUCGGCAUUGACGCCACAGACCUCUUUGAUCGUUAUGAUGAGGACUAUGAGGACAUGGUUGGUGGCAGCGUCCCACACGUGGAAAUCAACAAGAUGCAUAUAUCACAAUCCAUAGAGGCCCCACUUACCACAACUGAUACGGCUAUUUUGUCUGGUUCUUUGUCCACACAUAACGGAAAUGGAGGCGGCACUAUCAACUUGGCCCUGAGGAGAGUCACCUCAGCUCAGGGUUGGGGCGAGAUAGAGCUUGGCGCCGGUGACACACACGGACCUCUCUUUGGAAUGAAGAUAUUCCGAAAUUUGACUCCACGCCUCUAUGUGACAGCGCAGUGUGGCCUCCAGUUUUCGUCCCGAGGUGUGCGUCCUGGCAUCACCACAGUGCUGGCUCGUCAUCUUGACAAGAACACAAUGGGUUACCUGCAGUGGCGUUGGGGGAUUCAGUCCUCCAUGAACACCAGCAUAGUCAGGGACACCAAGAGCAGCAAUUUUACAUUUGCAGUGCAGCUCGGCAUUCCACACACUUUUAUGAUGAUGAGCUACCAGUACAAGUUCCAGGAUGAAGACCAGACAAAAAUUAAAGGCUCCUUAAAGUCCGGUUUCUUUGGGACGGUGCUGGAGUAUGGCGCCGAGAGAAAAAUCAGUCGACACAGCAUUUUGGGGGCCACGGUCAGCGUCGGGGUGCCUCAAGGAGUCUCACUCAAGGUCAAACUAAACAGAGCCAGCCAGACGUAUUUCUUCCCUAUUCACCUGACUGACCAGCUCCUGCCAAGUGCCGUGUUUUACGCCACAGUUGGACCACUGGUCUUCUACCUCGCCAUGCAGCAACUCGUUAUCCGGCCGUACGUGCGGGCCCAGAAGGAACAAGACUUGGAGAAGCAGCGCGAGAGCUCAGCCUCUAACAUAGCCAAGAAGAAACAAGAGGCAGAGGCAGCGGUCUUGCUCAUGCAGGAGUCAGUGCGGAGGAUUAUUGAAGCCGAGGAGUCUCGAAUGGGUCUCAUCAUCCUCAAUGCCUGGUACGGCAAGUUCGUGACUGAUAACAGUCGAAAACACGAGAGGGCAAAGGUAAUUGACGUAAGCGUGCCCCUGCAGUGUCUGGUGAAAGACUCCAAACUCAUCCUGACUGAGGCUGCAAAGUCAGGGCUCCCUGGUUUCUAUGACCCCUGUGUAGGGGAAGAAAAAAGCCUAAAGGUGCUGUAUCAGUUCCGCGGUGUCAUGCAUCAAGUCCUGUCAGGAGACUCUGAACCACUCAGGAUACCAAAGCAAUCACACAGGAUUGACACAGACACAUAG
Messenger RNA from Nerophis lumbriciformis (worm pipefish), 1680 nucleotides. The record is from RefSeq and is a predicted model, not a curated record. Lineage: Eukaryota; Metazoa; Chordata; Actinopteri; Syngnathiformes; Syngnathidae.